Molecule: messenger RNA, 2875 nt
Organism: Salarias fasciatus (jewelled blenny)
Lineage: Eukaryota; Metazoa; Chordata; Actinopteri; Blenniiformes; Blenniidae
Product: tRNA-specific adenosine deaminase 1-like
Exons: 9
Coding region: 109-1587 (492 amino acids)
Biological process (GO): tRNA processing
Molecular function (GO): tRNA-specific adenosine deaminase activity; adenosine deaminase activity; RNA binding
Source: RefSeq, a predicted model, not a curated record
GUGGUUCCCGCGGUCCCUCCCCUCUUUGGGUCCGUUCUGUUUGCACACUUCUCCGUCCAGUGGUCCCUCGUCCCUGGCGCCCCGUCCCGGUUCCACGUUCCCUGUCCAAUGUCCGCCAGUUCCCGGUCCCCCGCUGACAUGUUAGACGCGGAUGAAGUCGCCCGGUUGUGUUACGAGCGGUUCGACUCGCUGCCCCGCAGAGGGAAGCCUGAGGCGGGCAGAGAGUGGAGCCUGCUGGCCGCGGUGCUGAAGCUCAGCCGGACGAAAGAGAGCGGACCAGCUGAGAUGGAGGUUGUUUCCAUGGGAACGGGGACCAAAUGUGUGGGACAGACAGCAAUGAGUCCCAGUGGUGACAUUCUGAACGACAGCCACGCAGAGGUCAUUGCCAGAAGAGGAUGUGUUCGGUAUCUGACCCAGCAGCUCCUUGGGGCAGUUAGCGGCCGGGGCAGCUCUGUGUUUGAACCUGCAGAGCAGAUAGGCAAGUGGAAGCUUCAGCCAGGAGUGUAUUUCAUCUUCUUCACCAGCCACACACCCUGUGGAGAUGCUUCCAUCAUCCCGAUGACUGACAGUCCGUCUCAGCCCUGCUUCGCUGUCCCGUCUGUGAGGAGCUGUGAGGCAGGAGUAGGACCCCUGAAGAGAAAAUCCGAGGAGCCUGGUGGAGGAGGACCCCUGAAGAGGAGGUCUGAGGAGCCCGUUGGAGGAGGGGAGUGUCAGAAACAGACCGAGGAAACUCGAAAAGAAGACGGCGGAGGUGAACAAGUGUCAGAUUGUGAACGUCUGCGGAGAAGUCCUGUUGAAACAAACUCCACAGACCUGGAGGGUCUACACCCACCAGUCCCUGACAUCCACAGAACUGGAGCAAAGUGUGUCCCGGGGGGCCCGGUGGACCCUCUGCAGCCCGGGGCCCGGUACCACAGCACGGGGGCUCUGCGGGUGAAGCCAGGCCGAGGGGAGCCCACCCUGUCCCUGUCCUGCAGUGACAAGCUGGCCCGCUGGGGGGUGCUGGGCUUCCAGGGGGCCCUGCUGAGCCACUACCUGCAGGAGGCCCUGUACUUCAGUGCUGUGGUGGUGGGGGCGUGUCCCUACAGACAGGAAGUGAUGCACAGAGCGCUGGUGGAAAGGUGUUCCAUGGUCUCCGACCUUCCUCCUGGUUUCUCUCCUCAUCCUCCUCAGCUGCUUCAGUCCACACUGGAGUUUCCCUUCAGUCAGGCUCAGACUGAGCUCCGACACCAGGACACACAGGGCCGCGUCUGCCCCUGUGGGGCAGCCAUCAGCUGGUGCAAUGUCACCGAUCAGCCACUAGAUGUCACUGCUAACGGCUACAAACAAGGAGCGACCAAGAAGUCUCUGGGAACUCCCAAAUCCAGAUCUCUGCUGUGUAAACUGGAGCUGUUUCACUCCUUCCUGUCCGUGGUGUCAGCCACCGAUCCCUCGGCACUCCCCGACUCUCUCAGGACGCCGGAGCUGCGGACCUACUGGGACUACAAGCGGGCGUCGCAGUCGUACCAGCAGGCCUGGCAGCAGCUGCGCAGCCAGGCCUUCCCUCUGUGGCCUCGCAGCGACAGGAACCUGCUCCUCUUCCACUGAGGACCCUCCGUGAGGCUGGAAAACCCUCGUCCGGAUCCACGAAGGCUGUCACAGACACCCAGAGGUCGAAGGUCAGAUCACCACAGACCUGCGAGAGACUGUUUCUCCGCGUGCACAACCGACUCAGGACAUUUGAGCAGAGCUCAACGUCAAAUAAAAGCAAAACCUGAGUAACAUCCUGUGUGUGUUUGUUGCUGGUGACUGUUGGAUCAGCUGGUGAGGAGCUCGGGACGUCUUGGCUCCCCGCAGCAGGACUCUGCACCCUCACGCUGUUCAGAGGUCGAUGACCGAACCGCACUGACCCGACCGGACGCCGUGUUUUCAUUGAUCGCCCAUAUUUUUAUGAGUCAUAAAGAGGCUGAGGAAAUCAUGGAGGAUGGAAAAGAUGCUUCUCUGAGAUUUGAAUUUGUCCUAUUUUCACUUAUGAACCUUAAAUCAUUUCUCAGGGCAGAAUUAUAAAUACAGUCACAAACUGAAUUCAGUGCAAAUCUAUUUAACUUCGUAGUGGAGAACAGCAUCAAAGGUGUGAACACUGCCUUCGUCUAACAACACAUUUCUGCAGCGGGGCCCCAUGUGAGACACAUGAUCACCCCAGCAGACAAAGAACAAGAUGAAUCUGCAUCUUUUCACUCAACAGUGAGUCCCUUUAUCGGAGCUAAGGCAGCAAAUCAAUGCAACAACCGAGGAUCAGCUGUGUUAACGCUUCAACUCAGCAGAUUCCAGUCGAUUAGUAGCGUGUUGCAGCUUAUCAGCAGGAUGACUGAAGACUCACUCCUCAGAGUCACAAGACUUGGUUUUUAUUCACUUCAGGCUUUGUUAUUCAAAUAAGAUUUUUAAAAGUACAAAUAAAAAUUGCCCAUAUCUGCUCCAUAGUGGUCCCUAUUAAAAACUCUGUCACAGAAAGUCGGUGCGAAAACUAAUCAAAGGAAUAACUAAAGAAGUCCAGAAAUACUAAAAAUCAGAUUAAAUACACUCACUGAGAACCACACAAACUCAAAAUCUCAAUCAUGAGCUGGGAUUUUACACCUAUGGAAGAAAGACACAACGAUCCGUUUUUCAUGGGGUUUUUAUUGGUCAGGUCUUCCAGCUACCUCACCUUUUUUCAAAUAUCUAAAAUUUAUUUCAGUUUUUAAGUUACAUUGAAUGCUUUUACAACACUGAUGAAAUGCAGCAGUCCUGAAUCAGCCUGUUGAAGAGGGCUGAAUCAGCCCCAAAGUGCACAGAUAUGAACACAAAGCACGACAGCGGAAACACGCAGGAUUUAUUUUUGAUCUGAUUCAUCUGCAGC